AUAAUUGCGAAAUAAUAGAUGCGUGGCCUCACACCACAGAGAAUGAAGACACUUGAUUAAAUAUUUGUCUUUAUUUUUUAUUUUUAUAUUCAUUUAAUGAAAUAACAAAUAGAUCUGAAGUUAUUGUAGCAAUAAAGAGAAGAGCGAUUUUAGAAGAGUUUGUUUGGUGCUAAUCAAAUGAGUUAACCUGUUGAGGACAAGCCAGCAAAUUCCAAGGUUCCAAUGUUGUCAAAUGAAAACUUUGUAUAAAUUUAUGUGAAAUGCACUAUCACUCCAGAAGUAUCAUUAUUAUAGUAGAGUUAGUUUGUGGCCUAGAAGGAAUUGAGAGAAGACAAUGUGGACAAUGAAAUUGACAUAGUGUUCGACGAUGUGAUAGGUAACAUUUCUUAUAAGAAAAUAUAGAAAAUGAGGAAUUGGGAAUGAAAAAGGAGUAUAAUGUAUUUGUUGAAAGGCAAUUGGUCCAACAGAUUAAAUUGUUAAAAUAGAAUUACAUAGAGAAGCAGGAUUUGAUCAAAGUAAUCUAUAAAUUUAGAUUAAGAUGCCUGUAUGUGGAUCAAAUGGCAUAAGAUUGCCAGAAGAACAAGAUUUGCUACUCUAUUUCGAAUUCUUUAAAAUAAGGGAGAAUUCGACUGAAUGUUAAUUGCUACUUCAAUCGCAGGAUUUGAAAUCAUUAUAUGGACUAUUGAUUUGUGGAUGUCUAUUUAGUGAUGAAAUUGCAUAAGAUCUCACCUUUAAAUUCUUAACCAAAAAACCCACCUUAGAAAUCAUAAUGAAAUUGCUAUUAGUAACAGUCCACUAUGAAUCCAAGUAUCAGAUGUAUAUGUACAAGUAAGUGUCUCAUUUAUUCUUAGAUUAGUAAAAUAAAUCCUCUACUUUUACAACGGGAUCCUUAAGGAAAUCACAGAUCCACUAUUAAAUGAUGUGAUACAGAAUCUAAAACAAUUAUCCAUAGAAAAACCCAAUAUCAUUAGAGUCAAUACUAAGGGUUUUUCGUUGAAAAUAAAUACAACAUUCCUCUACCCAUUAUAUAAAUAAUAUGAGAAGGAGAGAGCCGCAGUAUUCAAGCCAAUCAAUGAGUAUACUCAAUUUCAAGUAUUGCGAAAUGCUGACAUUCCAGAUCAAACUGAAGAUUCAGAAUAUCCACAUAUCUACAUAAUAAAAAAACAGAGUGAUUAAUAACAGUAUCUCUAUGGAGUUCAAUUGGAAGCACAUGCAGAAAUAUAGAUAUAUGAUAACAAAUGUGAAAAAUACUAGAAAUAUAAUGAUUCAUAUUUAGGAUGUGUAGAAAGGAACAUUUGGGGCACUUCCAUGGUUGUCUAUGAUGAUGGGUACCCAGAGUCUGCCUAAUUGCAAUUUCCUGAUUGGAUCGGUUAGAAGAGGAGGAGAUUGAUGAAAAUAGAGUACGAGACUAAUAUCAUGGCAAAUGAACCGAGAUAUUUUGACACUGUGUUUCUCAACCUAGAUACAAAACAAUGGGAAGGUAAUUUGAUGGAAUUAUCAUUUUAUUAGAAUUAAUUACAUUAAGACCACAUUACAAUUAGGAGAAGGAUUGCUAUUAGCUGAAUUUCUUUGGGUAAUGUUAAAUGACUAUAUAAUUAGACGAGCCAAAAUUGCUUCUGCUCGUAAUUUCUAAUUAAUCAAAGCUGGAGAUGAUAAAACAAUCCAACUAUUGCAUGGAAAGAUGGAGGCCAAUUCUUUCAAUUUGGAUUUCAGACCUCCUCUCAGCAUCUUGUAAGCAUUUGCUAUAUCGAUGGUUUCUAUAAGUUCUAAAGCACUCGUGUCAUGAUUAUUAAAAGAAAUAUAAUAAAUCCCGC
This is a messenger RNA of Paramecium octaurelia, 1814 nucleotides long. Lineage: Eukaryota; Ciliophora; Oligohymenophorea; Peniculida; Parameciidae. The record is from the annotation of a GenBank genome assembly.